AGGUUUCGGAAUGGUUAGAGUUAAAAGUUCUGGAAGUCACACCCGAGUUGACUCAGUUGGGUUCGACCCUGAAGGAAGCUGAAGAACUCAGACGGUCUCAUCAUGAAGUCAUCAGUAAAAUACAGUCAAAGAAGAGCCCAGUUGAAGAAUUGGUUGACCAGGCCGAGGCAGUCAUUUCCCGUCAGGGAACAAGUCCCAGGGUCUAUUCUGCCAUGUCAAGAUCCAUAACAUCUGCCUGGGAAAAUGUCAACAGUCAUCUGCAAUCUAGAAGUCGGAUAUUAGAUUUGAACGUAAAUUACCAUAGAUGGGCUGAAGAAUUUGAUGACUGUUGUACUUGCACUGAAGUCCUAGCUGAGUCAGAAUUGCCUGUAGAUAUAGAAGAAAUGAGAUCCCGUAUUAAUGAAAUAAAAUCAUGUGAAAGGGAAGCCCUGACUAGGCUUGGAAGAACAUUAGCUGCUGGUGCAGAACUUCUAGGAGCUCUUAAAUCACUUCGCGAUUCAGCAACGCUUGAUUCGAGACCUGACCAUAUCAAACUGUCUUCAGCUCUAGCUGUUGCACAAGUUGAAGGGUGGAUGGAACAACUUCAUGACAGAAGAAUAAAAUUACAAGACAAAACAUCGAAGGCAGUGACUGAACUAGAAGAAUGCUUAGAACUUGCCUUGAUAACAUCAGAGCUAAUGAAAUUGCAACGAAACCUAGAUGAAAGAUCAACUGCUCUUGUUAAUACUUGUGACCAGCUUGGAGAUACCUCUGCCUCUGCUAGUCUUUUACUUCAUGAACAUUGUAAAUUACUUCCAGAAGCAAAGGAAAUGCAAGAGCAGGCUUUGAAGAUAGUACGUUUCAGUGAAGAAUUCUCUCUUCGUGGUCACUUUGCUGGACCAGAGGCUGUCACACAAGCAUAUGUAAUUCUGGAACAAUCAGCCUGUUAUGUUUCUAAUAUUGGUAAAAGAGAAGAGAAUCUUCAGAGAGCUAUUGCUUUCUUUACUUCAGCUGAGCAGACAUUGAUAAAGCUGGACCAACUUGAAGUUCAACUGUCAACUGCUGAGCUUGGUCUAGAUCUCGACCAAUUGAGAAUUCUUCAUGAAGAAGUUUCUAACUCCUUGGAGGAACUUACUGGUAAAGUUCUUCAAGAGGGCUAUAAAAUCCUUGAAGAGACUCCAACUGCUGAGGGUGUUAAGCGGAUCGUUGAAGAAAUUGAAAACAAGAAAAUCAAUCUGAGUGUCCAAUGCACUGCACAUAAAGAAGAAAAUAUACGAGCGAACGCAGCUUAUAAAGUUUUUAUCGAAAAAUAUAAUCUCCUGAAUGCUUUUCUGACUAGUUUGGAAGGUUACCUUUCUGGUGUGACCAACAUGGGUGACGAUCUAGUGUCUGCCAGGGAAUUUUUGCAAGUUUAUAAGAGAAACUUAAAUGAUUUACAGACUAAAACACUAGAAAUCAAAGCAUUAAUCUCAAGUGCUCGUGAAGUGGGUGGAAGGAAACAGACAGAAAUAGCUGACACUUGUCUUGAACUAGAAUCAAGAUGGUGCUCGUUGUCUACAACUCUUGAGACAAGAGUAAACUUAGUAAGCUCCUAUGUCAGGGCCUUGUCACUGGCCCAGAAUCUAAAUACGCAACUUGAUGCAAUAAAUGACAUCAUCAAGUUCAGAGAGAAUGAAUCUAAAGGUGAACAACUUUGGGUAUCUGCUAAACAGCUGAGGGCACAGAUGAAUAACACUGCAACCAACUUUAAUCAAGAUUCUAUGAAAGAUUCGGGACUAGACACAGGGCGAGCUCGGAGCUGCCUGGAGGAUAUUAGAUUAGCAGUAGAGAGGAGGUUUGGGAAUCUUGAACACGACUGGGAGCAGUACCUGGGAGGAAGGCGGGAGGAAGAACUAAACAGUAGGGCACUCUGGGAUGACAACAUGGCUGCUACUCAUAAGACUGUAGAUUGGGUAUCAAAACUUUAUGAUCAGCUGUAUCCUGCAUUAAAUCCUGAGCUACACUCAGCAAGACAACUAGCUGGUCAUGUAGAACAAAAACUGAAUGCUGUCCUUCCCGAAAUUAAGAGGGCUUUGACUGAGAUUCAGUUGCGACAGGAAACAGCUCAAGCUCUUUUAUCAAAAAGUGACUUCCAUGCUCCUAAUGACAGUAUAACAGAACGUUUGCGAGAUCUUAGUACCAGACUCAAUGCUAUUUCUGCUGAUUACCAAGUACUUUUGGAAAAAAUGCUCACUUUCUUUAAUAAUAUAUCUCAGAUCGAGAGUCAGAUAGAAAGAGGUCAGCGUGAAGAAAUAACUUCAUUAAGAAGUUUAUCUGAAAAUGUUGAGAGCUUUAAAAGGAGUUUGGAUGCUGACAAGAGAGCGGUGGCAGCUAUGUUUGAUCUCUGCCAUGCAGAGUGUGCUCUUCUUUUAGAGAGGAUAAAAGUACAGCAAGGUCCAAAAGGAGAAAGCGAUGUUCGAACAGUGGAGAUGUGUGUUGAAAAUCUCCGUUACUCUUGGCAGAGAUUGUUAACUACCAAAGAAACUAAAUUAUCCCAGAUGGAAAAGAGAGCAGCUUUUGAUUUAAAUCUCAGAGAAAUUGAGAGAAGUCUUGAAAGUCUUUCUAAUAAGUUAAUAACAUCUAGAGGCUAUGGUGAAUCACUGAAUGAAGCUCUGUCUGCUUCUCGUGAUUUUGAAGCUUUUGAAACAACUAUUCAGUUGAUAGAAGUGAAAAUAAAUGAUUUCCUUAGAAGUGGGCAAGACUUAUGCAACAAAGAAGGUGGAAAUGAUAUUGAAAGAGAACUAUCAUUAAUUCAACAAAGGUGGAAUGAUAUCAAAGAGCAAGUAAAACGUGCUCGUUCAAAAAUACAACUGACCAUUCAGUUGUAUUCCCUUGUUCAGGAGGCUGAAAACUGGUUUAAGGAGGGCAACCAUCUUCUCACUACAAUUGUACACAGAUCAACAUUUGUGAAAACGUAUGCAGAAGCAAAUAAACUUCUUCAAGAACUUGAGAAUUUCUUUAAACCUGGUGAACAAAAACAGAAUGAACGAAUAACUGAAAUUUCAAGACUUGCUGAUGAACUCUAUGGUGCUGGAAAUAUCAUUCCUCAUACCCUUCAUCAAGUUAAAUGUGAGAACAAGGAAAUGUUUGACACCUUCAGCCAUGUUAGCUCUGAACUAAAGGCUAUUUCUAAUAAGUUGAAAUCUCCAUCGCCUCAACCUAUAAUACAGUUCAUGGAUGUUGAUGGCGAAUCAAUCCAGUCUACAACAGUUAUAAGAGAAUAUUCUUCAACGUUAAUUGAAACUAUACGUGAAGGCUUAACACCAAGCCCAGCCUUUAAAAUAGAAGAAAUUAGAAAGACUCCUAGUCCUCCUCCGAAAAAAGUAAAAGUGGUAGAAGAUAUUCCUCCAUCCUUUUCAGUUCAGUUGACUAAUGCCACUGUCAAUGAGGGGUCAAGCUUUGUUUUUAAUUGCAAAGUUAAUGGAAAACCUGCUCCCCAAGUCAGAUGGGAGAAAGAUGGGGUUAUGAUAGAUGAAAAGAAUACAGACUACAAAGUAUCAUAUUCUGAGUAUGGUGAGUGCUCCCUUCGGAUUGAAGAAACUUUUACUGAAGACAGUGCUCGUUUCUCUUGCAUUGCUAAUAACAGUGCAGGAUCUGCUGUUACUACUGCAAUACUUUCCGUAGUUGAAUGUUGGCCUGAAGAUGUGCCAUCACCUCCUGUAUUCAUAACCCCUCUUAGUCCUCAAACAUUCCAUGAAGGCUCUGAAAUGAAUCUAAGAUGUCUAGUAUCUGGUGUGCCUCUCCCUACUGUUCAGUGGUAUCAUGGUAAAUUAUGUAUUGACAAUGAGCAAGUUUAUAAUAUAACGUAUAAUAAUGGGGAAGCUCUACUGAAAAAGGAAAAAAUAACUCUUAAUGAUGAUGGAGAAUAUUCAUGCAUUGCAACUAAUGUAGUGGGUUCUGAUACCAGCCUUUGUAGAGUCUUUGUUAAAUGUAAGUCUGCAAGCCCAUUAAAAAUAGUGCCUCCUCCCAUAUUUAUAAGUGAACUGACAAAUGUAAUGGCAAGAGCAGGGCAGAAAGUUAGACUUGAUUGUGAAGUGACCAAUGCUGAUCGACUAGAAUGGACACACGAUGGUAGAAUUGUCAAUGAAACUCCAGAAAUUAAACUGAUUCAAGAAGGGACCAAAGUUAGCUUAGUUAUUACAGAAGCAUUCCCAAAAGAUGCAGGCGUUUAUUUCUUAAAGGCAACAAAUAAAGGUGGCAGUUCAGUAUCUACCGGAACGUUAACAGUAAAAGGACGGUUGCCUGAAGAGAGUUCAGACACUGACUUAGCGGAAGAAAUGGAACCAGCUAGGCCUGUCCUUCAAAUCCCUCUGAAGGACCAGUCAGUUUUUGAAGGGAAAAAGGUUCGCCUCGACUGCGUGAUUGUAGCCCAGCCCGAGCCUGAAGUGAUUUGGUAUCACAACAAUCAGCCAGUAAAAGAAUCACCAGACAUCCAGCUUGUCUUUCAUGGUGACAGGUGCUCAUUGAUCAUCGAAGAGGCUCUAGUUGAAGACUCUGGAACUUAUAGAGUUGUUGCUAUAAAUUCUGCUGGUGAAGCAACAUCACAAUGCACCCUGAAUGUAACAGCUGUGGAUAAGAAAACUGAACCAAAGCCAACACUCCCUGAAACAGUUGAAGAAGGCAAACCAGUUUUCAAGAAACUUCUUUCUGAUACCUUAGUAAAAGUUGGUGAAACAGUGUCUCUUGAAUGCAUUGUUGAUGGUAAGCCGACACCGACUGUUACCUGGUCACUAAACAACAUAGAGCUCCAGCAAUCAAAUAGGAUACACAUGUCUCAAGAUGCAGAGGGGCUUUGCCUUUUAAAAAUAAAAGAUAUUAAGCCCGAAGAUCGAGGAGUGUAUACUGCAAAAGCUAUCAAUCAGCUUGGUGAAGCUAAAUGUUUUUCACAGCUGAUUGUAAAAACUCCAGUUACUCUUGAAUCUCUUGAAACCCAAGCUAGCCAAACUCAGCAUAUGACACCAGAAGAGAGACCAGCAUUCAAAGAAUUAUUUUCUGAUGUGGUCGUUACUGAAGGUUCCUCUGCUAAGUUUGAAUGUAUUGUUACUGGCAAGCCUACCCCAAAGGUGAAAUGGUUCUUCAAUGACGAACCAGUUUCAGGUAAAGAUUUUCUUAUUUCAACGAGUGGGUUCAGAGAAGUUCUAUCUAUUCCAGAAGCUAAGAAAUCUCUUUCUGGAAAGAUAACAUGUACAGCUGAAAACCACCUGGGUAAAGCUUCAUUAGCUGCUAAUCUCGCUGUCGUUGAAGGAAGCAAGCUAUUAGAUAACAUAUUCGACAUGGCUAAACUAUCAUCCGAAGGAGUUUUAGAGAUGAAAAAAUCUGUUGUUGUUGAAUCAAGUAAAACAAGUCACUUCAGUAGUAGCUUUUCGAGUACAACAGGUGGACCGAAGCCUCAUGUUGAAAUAAAGAGCUUUACAUCUAAGUCUGAAGCUUCUUCUCAGAAAAUUGGUGAUAAACCUCCAGUAUCGGUUGAAGUGCUUCAGACAUCAGAAUAUAGAAACAUAGAUGGAGUAGAAUCUAAAGGAGAGUCAUCGUAUUUUAAAAGUUUAGGACUGGAAAAGUCCAGCUCAAAAUCAAACGUAGAAAAGUCUCCAUCUGGGCUUAUUAUUAGUAAGAGGAAGGAUAUUGCUCCACGCUUCAUGACUCCUCUCAAUGGUUGUAUUGUUGAUCAAGAAAGACCCGUUUUUCUGGAAGCUCUAAUUGAUGGUCAUCCUACUCCAGAAAUCAGUUGGACUAGAAACAAUGGCCCAAUACCUUCAGAUGCUGAGACCUCUUGGUCACUAGGAAAAGCUACACUAAGGAUAUCAUCGGCCACCACCCAGCAUGGAGGGAGAUACAGUUUGACAGCUUCCAAUACUGCUGGCUCGACUACAUCCUCAGCUGAUGUGGUAGUGAAAAAGAGCUCAUUUCCUCCAGUUUUGGGUCGAAGAUUGCAAGCCAAGACUCCUAUUAUAGGCGAGAGGUUAGCUUUGGAAAUUGAAGUAACUGGAACACCUAACCCUUCUGUCAGUUGGUCAAAAGACGGGAAACAAAUCACCGCAGCAACCCUUGGGUACAGAACUAUUUCUCAGGGUCAUUGUCAUACUCUCGUUGUUGAUAAAGUUGAUCACAGCCAUACUGGACAAUACAGUGCCACAGCUAGUAACUGUGCAGGCGAAGCCAAGAGUAUUGCUGAUGUUCUUGUUAUUGAUCCUCCCCCUCUUACAGAUACCGCACCAUCCUCAAUGAUCUUCUCCGACCUCAUUAGUGGAGGAGGUACAAGUUUGUUUAAAUCUGUCACACCAGGUCAAACUCAUACAACAACAUUUAAACGACCAGGUGAAUCAGUUGUUGUUGAAGAAAGUUUUCAGAGUCAAAAACAUGUUUCGAUGAAAGUACAAAGAACUGAAGAAAGUUUUGAUUCCUCUCUUGACAUUAAAAAGGAUUAUAUGAAGGUAGAACCUUCGAAAACAUUAGAACUAGCUCCACCAUCUACAAUUUUUGAACCUUCAAAAUCAUUUGAAAUUCCUAAGCCAACAGAUCCCCCAAAACCAUUCAUAGAUACAACAUUAUUAUCUGAUACAUCUAUAAGAGAUGUUCCACCCCACAUACAAGAAUCCAAAAAUGAAGAUUUAAUAACUGAAUCUAUUUCAACUAAAAGCUCUUUGGAUUUUUUCAAGUCUAUAAUCAGAGAGAAUGAAGAGGAAAAGAAACGUAUGCAUCCUGAACCCAAACAAGAACCAAAGAUAACUAAAACAUUUGAAUCUAUCAAGUUGCCAUCAUCAUCAAUACCAGAGACUCCCAAGAUUAAAGAAGAAUCUAAGCUGAUACAGGAAUUAACAAUUCUUUCUCAAAAUUUAAGUGAAAGUUCUUCUUCUUAUCAAACAGCUUUCUCAGACAAUAUGAGUCAAUUCAAUCUUGAACCAGGGCCUCCACCUGAAAUUGGCUAUAUUCCAAAGACACCGGGUUCUAAGUCCAAAGAAGAAGUGGUUGAGAAAGCUAAAAAAUUACAAGAAACUCAUAGGCAACUUUCUGAAGUUGAAGUGCCUUCUGGAGCAGUCAGAAUAUUUCCCAUGCCUUCUUCAGUUGAAACUAAGAAAAAUAUUUUUGAAGAAAAGAAAGUAUCACAUGAAGUCAACAAAUUUGAAAGCUUUGAAAAAAAGAAUGAAAUCAUCAAGGGACCCUUACUACGACCUUCAGCUGAUGUUCCUUUAAGGCCUUCUUCGCCAAGACCAUCUGCAGAGGGAGUUGCAAUGGAGAAGCUGUGGACUACUAAACUAGAACAUAAGCCCACUUUAGACCGACCCAAGUCACCAAUUGCUCCUUCUGUUGAAGGGUUGGCUAUGGAUAAACUGUGGUCUCACAAGCAUGUGGAAAGUAAUUUACCAAGCACUUGGCCUCCUACAACAGUUUCUGAAACUUCUGAAAGCUAUCAUACAACCCAAUCUAUACAUAAGGUUUCUGAAUCCAAAAAAAGUAGUUUCCAAACAUCUAAUAUUGAAACAGCCGUUGAAUCUACUUCAUCUGCGUUCCAACCUAAAAAGGUAAUACCUCCACCAUUGCCAGAACAGAAAAUUAUUUAUGUCGCAGAAGCUCAUACCACUCACAGAACAAAUAUUCCAUCCGAAACAAUCAUAUCGAAAAAAUCAAGUGAGUAUAAGUCUAGUCAACAAUCUGAAGUUGUGUCUGAAAAAACUCUGUUACCAUCCGAAGCCAAAAAGUUUUGGCCUCCUGAUUUGCCUCUACAGAAAGAAUCUCCGAAACCAAGCAAGGAAUCAAAAGUAGAGACUAAGGCUACAAGAUCUGUUUCAAUGCCUCACGGUUUUAGUGAUAUCAUUUUAGAACCUGGACCUCCCCCUGAGAUUGGAUUUGCAACACCACCGCCUAAAGAGAGGCGUCAAUCGUAUGUUGAACAGAUAGAGCAGGACCUCGAAAGGGACUUGGAGAAAGAACCUUCGAAACAUCUGGUAGGAGCAGUCAGAACAAUACCACCACCUAAGAGAGAAAGUUCAGUUGAGUCAUUAAAGUCAUAUCAGAGAUCCAAUUCAUUAACUGAUGAAGUUACAUUUAAAAGCUUUAAGUGUAAUAAGUAUGCUACUAUGCCUAGGCCAUCUAAAUUUUUAAAAAAGAACUUUGAGAGUGAUUACGAAAGUGAUUUAGAAGGUACAAAAAUCAAAGCACGUUGGACCCCCUGGGAUUCAGAUACUGAAGAGCCUACUUAUAGGAAAGUAAAACCUCCCCUAGCCACUACCCAGCCUCCCAGACCACACUCUGCUCAACCUGCCCCAGUCAGCCUCCCCACUUCAUUGCCUGUCCAAACAACAAAAGACGGUAAGCGCACUCCCCAGGAUAGUGGCUAUAUGGCAGAUACUGAUGAACCGAGAAGGAUUUUUAAAAAAACUCAUCACACUAAAUCGGAAAAAAUUAUUCAGUCGAAACAAGAAAAAGUUAUCAUGAAGCAGGAGAAAAAAAUCGAAAAGAAGGAAGUAUCAGAAAAAUCUGAAAGACAAGAAACAUUACCUUUCAACCCAAUCGUUGGAACUUUUCCUAAAGUAACUGCACCAUUGCCCGCAAGCCCUUCAAAGUUUAUCAAAACUGAAUAUAAAGAAAGUGACUAUGAAAGUGAUUAUGAAUCAAGGAUCAAAACGUCAUGGAGACCUAGCGAAGGUGUCAGUUUUAGACCUGUUCAUCCACCAGACCCAAGUAAAACUGCCAGCAUCCAAGAGCAGUUGUUUAGACCUCAGCCCAUAGAUCUUAAACCUGGGUCUCCUCCAGAGAUAGGCUUUGCCCCACCUAUAGGUGUAGAGACCUCUAAUACUAUGAAAUAUGCUGAGACAACGGGUACUUCUCAAAAGUUUGUUACUGUUAAACAGACGACAAGAGUUGUUGGGGGUAUAGAAAGGACUCAGCAAAAACAAACUGAUAGGCAGACUAGUUUACCUACAAAGUUUGUCCCUAAAGGAGAUGCGAAAUGGAGUGAUGUUAGCAGUGAAGCAAAAAGGUUACAACGGGUCGAGGAGAUGAGACGAAGGUUUGGAGAGAAAGCUUCUCAGAGUAUGAUAGACUUGCGGCCAGGAGAACCUCCUCAAUUUGACUACGCACCUCCAUCAGCCACUACCAUUGCAAGCAAACAUUUAAGUGAAAUGGGUUCCACAUUCAAAUCAAAGGCACAACAGUUUGUGUCAGAUGUAGUCAAACUUAACGGAAAAUCGGGCCCUAUUUUGAAGCAGAAGGAGCAAAAGGAACCUGAAGUUUAUAGGGAAGAAUCUCGGGUAGCUGAACAUGGUACCAAGGAGAUAGAUCCAAACACAGGACUGAUAUACUUCAAGUAUGACUUUGGGUAUGAGUUUGGAAUGGUGGUCCCAGGAGAAAAGGGUUGGGUUGCUGGGAAAAGGCCUCCUGGUGCUCAGGAUGAUGGUGUUCCGUUUCCUGUACUGCACGAAAGUACCAAAAAGAAGUCGGUCAAGUGGGACUCUGAGAGUGAGACGGAACCUGAAGGCCUAUUACGAGUUAGAAUUCCUGGAAGUCCUAGCACUGCGUCUCCUAACCUGUCCCCUUACCACCACCUAGCACAGCAUUCACCAGGUGCUGCAGCUUGGAAUAGUGGUGGGUCCAGUGCUGCCUCAUCUCCAAUUGUUGUCAACCAGAUGCUCCAUUGCCAACAACCUUCCAAGCCUCCAGUUUUUAUUACUCCAUUGAGAGACAUAGCAGUGGUGAGUGGAGGCAGUGCCAGGUUUGAGUGCAUUGUCGAAGCCAAUCCUCAACCAACUAUAACCUGGUCUAAAGCUGGUGUUACUCAUCUUGGUCCUGGAGCUGCUCCAGCUUAUAGGAAUGGUGUUUGUCGACUUGACAUUCCCAGAACUUAUCAUCAUGAUGCAGGAAGAUACACCUGUAGAGCAACCAACAGCUUUGGAACAGCUGAGACGAGCGGAACAUUGUCUGUCACAGGUGAGGAGAGAACUUACAUCUCCAGCUAGAGCCAUCUGCAUUUAAUUUUUCUUUUGUUUACCAAAUUUCUAUUUAUAUAUGAUUAGUAUAUAAAAUUAUUUACUAUGUUAAAAACAUCAAGAGUUUGAGCUCUUACAGUUACCAACAAGUACAUUGCAUCUGUUACGUCUUGUGUCCUAUCUCUUUGUAUUUUCCUCCCAUAAAUAAAUUGAAUAAUGCUAUAUUUUAAGAUAAUAUUGUUUUGGUACCGUGCCAUAUUUCUAAGCUUGCUGAUGGUUGUGCAAUGAGCUGAGUUUAUUUUUACAAUUUUCUCACAAAAAGCCUUAUAAAACUACAAUUAAAUGUUUUAUUGGAACAGUCACAAUUUAUCGAACUGUUGAGAUAUUUUUACUGGCUCUAUUAUUCAUGUUAAUAUUUUCCUGAUUUUUAAUGUUUCAUUGUGUCAUUAAUGAUUGUAUAUCAAAAUAAGCUUUAUUUAUUUAAUAAAAUCUCUAGUCACACAAA
Messenger RNA from Nezara viridula (southern green stink bug), 10446 nucleotides. The record is from the annotation of a GenBank genome assembly. NCBI's taxonomy places the organism in Eukaryota, Metazoa, Arthropoda, Insecta, Hemiptera, Pentatomidae.